Molecule: messenger RNA, 658 nt
Organism: Paramecium tetraurelia
Lineage: Eukaryota; Ciliophora; Oligohymenophorea; Peniculida; Parameciidae
Exons: 5
Source: RefSeq, a predicted model, not a curated record
AUGAGUUCUCUAAUAUCAACAUAGAUUCAAGAACCCUAAAUUAAUCCUCAACUUGCUCCUAUUAUAGCUAAGCAAUUAUAAAUGAUUAUCAAAUAACCUAUUGAUGGUGUUCAUAUUAUUUUUAAUGAAUAAGAUGUUUUUGAUAUUCAAGCUGAUAUUGAUGGUCCAGUCGACACUCCAUUCCAAGGUGGUGUAUUUAGAUGUAAAUUGAUCUUGCCACCUCAAUUUCCCUAGAUGGCUCCUAAAGGACUAUUUAACACUAAAAUCUUUCAUCCAAACGUAUCAGAAAAAGGAGAAAUUUGCGUGAAUACAUUAAAGAAAGAUUGGAAUCCACUCUAAUGGUCACUAAAAAAUAUAUUCGAAGUUAUAAAAUGCUUGUUAAUUGUUCCUUUUCCUGAAAGUUCUUUAAAUGAAGAAGCUGGAAAAUUAUUUAUGGAAAAUUAUGAUGAAUAUUUUAAAAGAGCAAAAUUAUUAACAUCUAUUUACGCAUUAAAACAAGAAGCAAAUAUUUUAAAAGGAAAUAAUCAAAUUGCAUUUGAUGAUAUAGAUAAAAAAAAUAAAGUAAAUUAAAUUUAAUAAAAAAAAGAAAAUGAUUAAAAGAAAUGGUUAAAAAGAAUAUGAAUACUUAUCAUUAAUAAAUAAAUUAUUAGUAUAUUUG